This is a messenger RNA of Amphibalanus amphitrite, 3003 nucleotides long. RefSeq names its product protein shifted-like. The record is from RefSeq and is a predicted model, not a curated record. Bases 178 to 1848 code for a protein of 556 amino acids. Gene Ontology annotation, cellular component: extracellular region; cell surface. Lineage: Eukaryota; Metazoa; Arthropoda; Thecostraca; Balanomorpha; Balanidae. Gene Ontology annotation, molecular function: signaling receptor binding. The transcript is spliced from 9 exons. Gene Ontology annotation, biological process: anatomical structure development.
GCAGGUGAGGUGGUGGCCGCACGCGCCCGGCCCUCUGCCGCCGCCGGCACGUGAGAGCGAGCGAGAGACGGACGCGAGUCAGUGAGGCCAGCCGGCCACGGACAGAGGCUGCGCCGGAGUGUCGACCAGCUCCGAUGAGCCAGCCCACGGCGAGAUAGGUGUGUGCGAGCUGACCCGAUGGAGCUGACCGGCUGCUGGCUGGCGCUGAUGCUGCUGCUGGUGCCGGGACUCGGCCAGGUCGGCUCGCAGCAGGACGCCGGGCCCGGCCGGCCGGCAGCCACCGCCAGCGCACACUCACCGCCAGCCAGGAGAGACGCCAACGCCACCGCACUGCGCACAGUCAGCGGCUCGCCGCCCUCCCCGGAGCCGCCCAGCUCCACCAGCUCGCGCUCCGAGCCGUCCGACCCCGGCUCCUCCACCGCCCGGCGCUCAGCGACCUCCGGCCGGCCACGCGGCCAGCGAGGUCAGCGCCGUCAGCGCGGUCGGCGUCAGCGCGGUCAGCGGCGGCGCGGCCAGCGGCGGCGCGGUCCGGGAGGAUCCCGAGGUCCAUCGAGACCUCGUGGCGGAGACUCCAGCGGCUCCUCUGAUUCUCCGGGUUCCUCCAGUUCGUCCGAUCCUUCCACUUCCUCAGAUUCCUCUGAUUCCACCGCUGUGGACUCCCCUAGCGCCCCAGCGGCGGCCGACCCUUCCGGAGCCGCCGGAGACACUACGGGUCGAGGCAGACAGGGCCGGAGGAGACCGGGAGGCUCCGACCGGGGUCGUCGGCACCGCGGCGAGCACUCAGACGACCUCGGACUCUGGAUCGACCCAGACCAGAUCGAACAGUUCUCAGGCUACCGGAUACAGAUCCCGAUCAUUAUCAAGGGGCAGCUGCUGUCGCACAUCAUGGACCCUAACUUCGAGCGAUACCUUCCCAUGAUCCCCGCUGAGGUGGGCUACGUAAACUUUACCUGGAGCUCCGGCCGACGGCGUUACAACUACAGUUUCUACGAGCUGGCCUCUGACGACACCACCGUGCUGAUGCCGCCCAUCGUAUCCAUCAACAGGAGCGGACGGGUGCCCAAGAAGGCGCGCAUGUUCUCCAUCGUGCUGCCGUGCGUCGGAAACGUCUCGGGCGUCGUGUUCUUCACCGUCGGCCUGGACGUGAUGACCCGCCGCCGAGGACGGCGCGUGCGGGGCAUGCCACUCCGACUGCGGCUCAAGAAGGAGUGCCGCAUUAGCCAUGGGCCAGAUCCCGAGUGUGACAAACGCUGUGGCAACGGCGGCUUCUGCAGUGCUGACGGCCAGUGCCAGUGUCCGCUGGGCUACAUGGGCAAGUACUGCAACAUGGCGCUCUGCUACCCGCAGUGUAUGAACGGCGGCACGUGCGUCAAGCCGGGCAAGUGCGAGUGUCAGCUCGGCUAUCAGGGCCCGCACUGCGAAGGAGGUAUUUGUCAUGAACGGUGUCUAAACGGUGGUAAAUGCAUACAAAAGGAUACGUGUCAUUGUAAGAGAGGCUAUUACGGACCCCGCUGCCAGUACAGCAAGUGUCUGGUGCCGUGUCAGAACGGCGGCCGGUGCCGCGGCGUCAACCGGUGCCGCUGCCGGUCCGGCUACUCGGGCGACCACUGCGAGGUGGUGGCACGCCAGCCGUGUCGCCGCUGCCGCCACGGACAGUGCGUCGGCUCGCGCUGCGAGUGCGACAGGGGCUGGUUCGGACGUCGCUGCAACAAACGCCGGCCUUCGUCUGGCCGGCGGAAGGGACGCCCUCGGCAGCGAGGGCGGCAGCGGGGGCGGCAGCGGGGGCGGCAGCGGGAGCGGCAGCGGGAGCGACAACAGGGCAGGAGGAAACCACGCAUCUUCGUCUAGUGAAUUAGCCACAGUCGAGGUCGGCAGCCAGGGAUGUCCCAUCACUGUGAGCCACCCAAGCUGUCCAACCCGCGAUCAUCUGUCCGAAGCCUGUCCGGCACGACUGUCUGGUCCGAGCCUGUCCGGUGCGACUGUCCGGCGGCUGUCGGGUCCGAGCCUGCCCGGCCCGGAGUGGCCUGUGGUCUGCAGCCGGGCCGGGGCCGUCAGAUACUGCCGGCCAGGCUGGUUUAUACAGCACAUAGAUCGCCGUCGGCGCAGCCCGGCCCCGCCGAGCGACAUAUGCGCGGCGAUAUAUGGGGCCGCGCCGGCCGUAUGAACUGCCCCGAGUGGCCGUGCCGCCCGGCUCAUAUCAUGCCGACCAACAUCGCCCUGGUAUGUGACGGUUCCGCGAACCGAGACGGUCCUCACACGUCAGGCUGAGGUCCGCGCACGGGCCGGUGACGUGAUGGGCUCGGCGGACUGGGAGCGCAGAACUGUGGCGCCACAGGACCAAAGUGAGUGCGCGCGGCCGGUGAUCGCCGGUGCGGCUGUCGGAGGCCGACCCACCGAGCGUCCUGUGCAGUUGCUGUGUACUGUCGCCGAGGUCUGGUGCAGUGGGGCGCAGGCCCGCGGGUCACUCCCGAUCACCAUGGCUCGCCUACGGACAAUAGGCUGGUGAACGGACAAUGACGAAAGCGGUUGGUGGCACCACGUGUGUCUCUAAAGUCAAUGUGUGGACGUGGUGCUCUUAAUAUGGCAGAGCUGCAAGUGAGCUUGAUGAUAUUUGUAUGGAUUGACGGCUGGCGUUUUGUGUUCGGCCGACGUGCUUGUAUAAGGCAUGAAAUGACUAAAGCUCUUGCAAGUUGCAGUCAUAAACCGAUGUCUACUGUUAAUACACACGGUCAAGCUAAUUGCAUCAGGUCCACGUAAUAUUUGCUUUGAUUACUGUUCAAAUUCUAACCAUGGUUAUGCUAACUAGAAAGUAGCUAUACCAGCAUCUAUUGGCAAUUCGUAAAGGCGUGAGGAUAUUGGUAUUGCCACUAUAUAUGUAUGUUAUGUGCAACUUUAAUUACAUGCAUCUUCAAUAUUUUGCUGUGAUCAUAAGUGUUUCGUGGUGUUAGUUAUGUUGCUUUCGCGACUUGCGUUUUAUUUGACAAAAUGAAGUUAACAAAUUUG